AUGCGACGCACGCAACUUGCAAAUAUACACGUCAUUUGGGUUGAUACUGUGAGCGCUCACCUCGACUUUGACGCAACUACAGCCUCGCUGUGCAUUUCUAAGGCUCCAUCAUACUACAAGCUGAAUCCAUCGGAUGACACCUUUCUUUCAAUAAUUACGAAAGACUUCUACACAGAAGAGGAGUGUCCAACCGAGGGACAUUUCCCUCAAAAUCCUAUGAAGGAGAUCAUCCUAUCUUACGCUCUGCUUUUUCAUGAUUGGAGGCUCGCCAGGAAAAUUCAGCGUAGGGAAGAAAGGAACCGCGCAUCGACAACGACCAUGAGUGGGAUAGCAAAAGUAGAUCCAUGGUUGGACAAGCUUUGUGGCAUGGAUCUUCCAAACUCGAUAUUUUCCUCUAUGUGGUCCGAACAUGGCAUCAGGGAAACCUACGACGCAAAUUCCCAAUUUCUAAUCCUGUCAGGUCGAUUGAAAAUUAUACAUGACUAUGUUGAGGGCAUACAGCCAAGUCGGUUUUCCAGUUUGUGUAACGAUAAGCGCGACCUAAGGCUCUGGUACACUGUUUGGGCCGUUCUUAUUGUUGGAGGCAUUGGUCUCAUUCUGUCUGCUGCCCAGGUUGCUAUCGCGGCGAAGGCAUAUGAUCUACAAAUACAACAGUCACAACCAACAGCCACAGUAACAGCAACAAAAAUUUUGAUCCAACUGCUUUUCUGAUUUAGAUUUCAUUGGCGUGGAGACUUCGUUUAGCAUGCUAAGUGCAAAUAAAACACAACGAACGUGACAUUCUCAUUCUAGAUUAUGAAAUUCGUUUCAAUUUGAAUCCCCAGCAAUAGACCAACUGAAUACAAACAGCAUACUUCUGCCUUUAUCCACACACCAUAAGCAAAGCG
Molecule: messenger RNA, 887 nt
Organism: Mollisia scopiformis
Lineage: Eukaryota; Fungi; Ascomycota; Leotiomycetes; Helotiales; Mollisiaceae
Exons: 3
Coding region: 1-711 (236 amino acids)
Source: RefSeq, a predicted model, not a curated record